AUGAGCGUCUUAGCGGGUGCACCUUCUGAAGUCACUCAAAGCGACACCCACUAUCCAAGAGACUCGUAUGAUGCUGUUGCCGCCCUUAAAAUCCUCAAGCGGUGGUUGCCGGCCGAACUAGGCCUGGCCAUUCUACAUUAUGCAGGGUAUUGGCUUCGGUCUCGUGUAGCUAGACAAGCGAGUGUUCGUUUCUCAGAAUCCCUGUGUCACGACGGAUCCCCGUACCUGCUGUCAGAGCCCAUAAAGGGCAAGCGAUUCCCUGUUCAGCAGAUCAUAAUCGACAUUUGGAGCCACGACCAAGGCUGGAGUUCUUAUCCGGAAGACCAUGGUACAUACAGAGGCUCGUGGACGUGGUUCGAUCUCGGAAUCCAAAGGCCACUGGGGAGGGGGGAGAUUGCAAUGGAUCUUCCACCACUAGUCACAAAUGUACAUGCAAGCUCGGAGACCAGGCAUCAUCAGGUCGUGUAUCAGAGACAUGAGCAGCUCUGGAUGGGCAAUCUUCAGGCAGGAGACCGGAUCUCGAUUGCUCCACGAGCGCGUUUUCCUGGCUGGGUGAAUUUCACGGAGGGAGCUUCGAUUGAGAUUUAUACCGAUCUGUUUUGA
This is a messenger RNA of Aspergillus puulaauensis, 603 nucleotides long. RefSeq lists its product as uncharacterized. The record is from RefSeq and is a predicted model, not a curated record. Lineage: Eukaryota; Fungi; Ascomycota; Eurotiomycetes; Eurotiales; Aspergillaceae. The coding region runs from base 1 to 603 and encodes 200 amino acids. The transcript has a single exon.